Synchiropus splendidus (mandarinfish) is the source of this 3666-nucleotide messenger RNA. Its product is annotated as RIPOR family member 3-like. NCBI's taxonomy places the organism in Eukaryota, Metazoa, Chordata, Actinopteri, Syngnathiformes, Callionymidae. The transcript is spliced from 24 exons. The coding region runs from base 426 to 3449 and encodes 1007 amino acids. The record is from RefSeq and is a predicted model, not a curated record.
CGUACCUUGAUCCUUCACGAGCAAUUUCAAAAGAAAGAGCAGGGGUGAAACAUGCAAAAGAGGAGCAAAGUGAAAAAGCAGCCAGGAAUAUGGAGGAGAGAGAUUGAGAACACUGGAGAUGAUGUAAAUAAUAUGAAUAUUCAGAGCAGAGAAAGUGGGGUAACUAUUUUCCUAGACUGAACAACAGAGAGCCAGUUGAGGAGGAGAAAGAGGAGGAGAGAAGUGUGAGUGGGGACGAGAGGAAACUGCUGUAGCAGAAGUUCUACUCGCAUUCAGCACUCUCAGAGUGGGCAGCCGGCAGCAUAGAAACACUAGCACACAGGCAAAAACAAACAGCAAGGAUGGAUUGGACCCCACCACUGACUUCGUAUGGUGUGGAGUGCUGUGAAUAAAAACCUGGACAAAGUGGAUCAUCAUCCAUCAAGAUGUCAUUAAAGCUGCGGUUCGACUCUCCAUCAGAGGGCGGUCUGAUGCCUCGAAGUAAAUCUUUCACUGGGUUUGGUUCUCUGACUGGUCGGCAACGGUCCUCCUCGGGUCCGAACACUUAUCGCUCCAAAUCUAUAUCAGGAGGGAAAACAGCUAAAGUCUAUUACCCGACCAGCAGAAGAGGAGAUGUCGGGUCCGUGAAGCCUGAUGAGGUGGAUCUGGUAUUCCAAGCGCUCCGGAGAGGACUGAAUAUUGGUUCAGUAUUAUUCUUCGUGACGACACUGUGUAUCAGGGAAUGCUUGGAGGGGCACCAAACUGAGAUGGACUUCCUAUCCUCACAGCAGCGAGAAACCAAAAGGAACUCCAGACUGGCUUUUUUGUACGACCUGGAGAAGGAGAUCAGAGCUCUGGAGAGAUACAUCAGGAGAUUAGAAUUUCAAAUUAGCAAGGUGGAAGAGCUCUACGAAAACUACUGCAUUCAAUGGAAGAUGAGCCGAGGAGCGGUUAACAUGAAGAGAGCUUUCUCUCUGUCUCCAUCCUCCAGAGCAUCCAGGGAGAGUUUGCUGGAACUCAGUCGGAGCCACAGACUCAGUCUACAGGACAUGUCCAUGAUGGAGGGAGAGUUAGAAAUCCUCCUGGGAGAACUGCAUAUCAAAAUGAAAGGUCUGAUUGGCUUUGCUCGUCUCUGCCCAGGUGACCAGUACGAGGUGGUGGUGCGUCUGGGCCGCCAGCGCUGGAGGAUCAGAGGCAGGAUUGACUCUGAAGACUCACAGACAUGGGAUGAAGAGGAGAUGGUCUUCCUCCCUCACAUCCACCACAACUUUGAGAUCAAGGUGACCGAGGCCAAGGGUCUGGGCUGGCUCCUUGUCGGCAUGGUGACGUGCGCGAGCGCAGACUUCUUCGUGACAAGACCUCAGCUGAUGCUGGUGGACGUUACAGAGCUGGGAACCAUCAAACUGCAGCUGGAGGUCACCUGGAAUCCCUUCGACAGCUCUGAGAAGAUGCGUCCUCUUUUCGUCAACCGUCACUCUGCAGCUAGCAGGAAGAGUUCUGUGUACAGCUGGACAGCACCAAGUACCCCAUCAUUCACUGAGAAGUACUUCCUUUCGAUGGUCCAAGGGCUACAGAACCAAGAUGGUUCCCUCUCGUCGCUGGUGUCCAAAAGCCACAACAACAGAGGAAGCAUCUCCCUGAUGAACUACCUGUCUCACCCCUCACACACCACCACAUCUAACCAAGACACCAGGAUGGACAGCAUCAGUCAUGGGACUAGUCUGGGAGGCAGCCAGUCUCAGCUGUCUCUAGAGGAGGGGGUCUGCCUUGAGGAGGAGGAAGAGGAGGAGGAGGGAGAGGAGAGGGAGGACAGGAAAGCGAUGGAGGAAGAAAGCUGGGAGAGGAGAACCUCUGCUCCCAUAACACAAGUGAAGAGGGAAACCAGCUCGGUACAGAGGUCCAGCACGCCUGACAUUCUGAGAAAGAACAAAUGUGGGGAUGCAGAGAAACACACGGGACUAGACGGUCUCACACAGGACUCUGAUAAGUCACUUCCUACCUGCGUCUCGUCCUCUUCUGCUGUGCCCCACUCCUCCACCACAGUUGCUGAUCCUGCCAUACCCAGGUCUGGUCCAGGCCGUGCCCAGCACAGAGCGCAGGCCUUCAGGCUCAGCGUGCUGGUCUCAGAACUGGAGAAGAUCCUGCAGAACCAGCAUGGCACAGAGAAGCAGCUCAGAGUCCUGCAGCACCAGAUCAUGCACCUGGCUACCAUCCUGAAGAACGAUCUCUCGCUGCUGAGAAGCUCGUCUGAGGAGGAGACUCUCGCGGUCGAGGAGGUUCUGGACAGCUUUGAUUUCCUCUCACACGACCUGAGUGCCGACGAUGACUCAUCCUGUCUUGGGAGCAUGAGACUGAAGGACAGUGGAAUGGGCUCGUUCCAGCAGAGUACCCUGAGGAGUCUCGGCCUCAUCUCUCAGAACAGUCAAUCAGCUUCUGAGGAGGAGCUGCUCGUCGCCCCGCUGACCACCGGGAACUGGAGACUGGACCAGACCUUAGAGACUCACCUCGACCUCUGCUGCAUCCUGCUGAAGACAAUGGCGACAACAGAGUUCAGCCUGGCGAGGACGGACCUGCUGGAGGAGAUGUCUCUGCAGGCCUCAGUUCUUGACACGAUCAGCUGUUUGCUGCUGGAGAAAAAAGACAACGUCGCUGCUGCUGACCUGAUUCCAAAGAACCAGAGGAGGAAGGACGUGUUGUCGUUCUGGGACCAGUGCAUGUUGGAGAGCAGCUCUCCCUUCGGUUGCCAUGCCGACUGUUUCUCCAGAAUGCUCCAGAAAAGCUUCACUCACAAGUUGAAAGCCAAGCAGUCGGGUCAUUCGGAGAAAGUCUUCCAUCAGUUGCUGCAGCAGGUUCAGGCACCCUGCAGGACAGUUCCUUGUCCUCAGUCGGUCUGCAGUCCAGAGAGAGUCACCAUCUUCCAGCUCUCUGUGUAUCUGAACCGCUGGAGUGUCCUGGACUUCGGGGGUCACAUCUCUCGUCUCUCUAAAGAAGAGCACUUCCUGUCCGCCCUUCAGGGCCCCAAUAGGAGGCAGGCUUUAAACAGACUGAAGGGGCGGAGCUUGUCCAGGCUUUUCCCCCUGAACUGCACCCUGCAGACACUGGCUCUCCUCCUGGCCGACGCCAAUCACAAAAUUUGCAAAUCCGCAGCCGAGUGUGUGAGCAGGGCGGCCGCCUGCAGGAGCUUCAGGAGAAAGGCUCUGAUCUACUUCACUGAGCGUCUGAAGGACCCAGACAUCAACAUCCAACACGGCUCGUGUCUGGCCCUCAAGUAUCUGAAGGCGACAGAGAGUGUGGACCACAUCGCAGAACUCUGGAGAUCUGAAGACGAAGACGUCCGCGCUGCCGCCAGAGAAACCAUCCUCUCAUUUGGUAAAAAGGGUCACGUUGCCUUCCAGAGGAUGGACCAGCUGUUCUGUGAGAGUGAGGAGGAGGCCUAUCAGAACAAAGAGACCCACACCACUAUUCUAUAGCAGAAGAAACUAGGACCUCGGAGAAGCCACAGCAAGCACGAGAAAGGACGACUGUGGAAGUUCGGAUAUGCAACCAGGAAGUCAUAAAAAUGGAGCGUAGUACCCAGGACUUCGUGUGGAUUUCAGAUGGACUUCGGGAAGUGAAACAAGCUGAAAAUGUGACAAAGACUGUUGUGGCAUCGCUGCCUGACUUUGUUUUAAUCCAAAAAUUAAAGAA